AUGACAACCAGAUUCAAGAAGAACCGCAAGAAGCGCGGCCACGUCAGCGCCGGGCACGGUCGUAUCGGCAAGCACCGCAAGCAUCCCGGAGGUCGCGGUAACGCCGGUGGAAUGCACCACCACCGCAUCCUCUUCGACAAGUACCAUCCCGGAUACUUCGGCAAGGUCGGUAUGAGGUACUUCCACCGCCUGCGCAACAAGUUCCACUGCCCGACCGUCAACAUCGAUCGCCUCUGGUCGCUGGUGCCGCAGGAGGUGAAGGACAAGGCGUCCAAGGACAACGCCCCGCUCAUCGACGUCACUCAGUUCAGCUACUUCAAGGUGCUGGGGAAGGGACUGCUGCCGGAGGGAAAGCCUGUCGUGUUGAAGGCCAAGCUCGUGUCGAAGAACGCCGAGAAGAAGAUCAAGGAAGCUGGAGGCGCGGUUGUGCUCACCGCUUAAUUAGGGUUUUUUCCCCCAAUUUGAUUUUGCCGCUUUUUUAUUUAUGUUUUAUGCAAUCGGUUAUACUUAUGAUAUUUUGCUUACAAUGAAAACUAUGAAUUUUGUGUUU
Messenger RNA from Salvia hispanica, 550 nucleotides. NCBI's taxonomy places the organism in Eukaryota, Viridiplantae, Streptophyta, Magnoliopsida, Lamiales, Lamiaceae. The record is from RefSeq and is a predicted model, not a curated record.